This is a messenger RNA of Rhizophagus irregularis DAOM 181602=DAOM 197198, 569 nucleotides long. NCBI's taxonomy places the organism in Eukaryota, Fungi, Glomeromycota, Glomeromycetes, Glomerales, Glomeraceae. The record is from RefSeq and is a predicted model, not a curated record.
UAAUUAAAAAAUGCUUGGAUGCAAAUCCAUUAAAUCGACCAAAUGCAGAAGAAAUUAAAAAAACUUUAAGCCAAUGGCUUAAAGAAUCAAGUGAUUUAUUGUAUGUUAGUGAUCUUAGUAAUUAUACAAAAAUGCAAAAACAAAUUAAAGGAGCAGAUAAAAUAAACAACAGUUCAUCAAGUAACAGUAAAUCUUCAACAAAUUUAGGAGUAUCAUAUAAAGCUCAUUCAGAAGCUAUUUAUACCAGUAGAUUACUUAAUUAUAAUAAUCUUCCUGAGCCAAAAAAUUCUGAUGAUUAUUAUGAAGAAAAUGAUAAUAUAAUUAGCGUGAAAUUUUCAGAAUCCUUACAAAUUGAUAUUUCUCAAUUGAAAAAUAAUAAUUUUCUUGAAUUAAAAAAUUAUAAAAAAAAUGACAAUAUUAACAUGGAACCCUCAAAUAAUUCUAACUAUUCUUACGAAAAAAGUGAUAAUAUGAUUAAUAUGAAUUCUUCGGAAUCACUUCAAGUUGAUAUUUCUCAGUUGAACAUUCAUCAAGAUGGAAAAAAAAUAAAUAAUGGCAACAUCAUUUAA